CAUCAGCCAAAUACAGUUGGUUGUUCGAUUCAGUUCCAACUCAACCGCUUGUACGAUACAUCGCGCUACAGAAUUUGUUUAUUUUUUAUAUCAAGAAGAAAGCUUUCACUGGUCCAGCUUGUAAAUCAUAUCGAAAGAAAAUUUCCGUGUUUUCAGCACGUUCUGCUUUCGUUGAAGUGUAAUGUCACGAUUAGUCUGAAUGGGCUAUUGAUACUUGAUCUAUUGAUGAAAUGAUUUUGAAUAUAAUUGAGUGAAAAAAAACAUCAAAAUUGUGUUUCAUACAAUUUCAAUAAACGAACAAACGGCCAAGUCAAAUCCCAUGUUAUUUGUCGGAAAAGUUGUUUUUUUUUCUGCUUUUUCAGUAUUUUUGAAUUUUAAGUGGCUGUAAAGCACGAGGCAAAUCUAAAUUCAAAUCGUUGCGCUGGUUAGCGGUUUAAAAAGAAUUUUUAUUUUGAAUUUUACAAUAGUAUACCAAACAUGUUUUGGAUAUUACGGCGAACGGGUGCUGCUACCUUUUUUAAUUCAAUCAAUAACAAUUGCUCAUCAAAAUCGAACGUGAACAAUAACAAUGCAUCAGACAAAAAUAACCAACGACCGCAACGCAAAGCUUACGGACGGCUCAGCAUUGAAGAUGACAGCAAUAUGGAUAUGUUGUCACGAUCCGAUUCGUUGGACAACCUAGAUAAUUUUAACAAGAAUUCAGCAAAAAACUCAAAUAUCGAUACAUACUCCAAUGAAAAUGUGUCCACUGUGGACUCGGAAUAUCAAAUACAUAGAAAUUCAAGGAACAAAAUGGGCUCUUUAAGCGAAAGUAACUUCAACAGACUGGCAAUGGCAAUAUCGGAUGAUGAUGAAUACGACGAAUCCUUAACGUGUAAUGUAUGUGACCGAGCUUUUCAUUGUCAUCGACAACUUGCGUCCCAUCAACAAAAGAAACGGCAUUUUGGUUGCAGCGGCUGUGAUAUGCUAUUUCCUUCGCUAAUGUUGCUGGAACAUCACAAAGAGGAAUUUGAGCAUUGGAGCGAUGUUGAUGAUGACGGUCAGCCACCUUGCUGCUAUCGAAAUCGAGGUGAUGAAUUUACGGACACAGAUUCAAUAACCAGCGACGCUGAGAGUGAGGACUUGGAAAGACUUUUGUAAGGUGUGUGUGUGUGGAUGCGGUAUAAUAUAUUAUGAAAAUCGAUUUAUAAACGAAAUAUCUGUUUAGCGCAAUAUAACACUUGUACACGUCGGCGUUUUUUUUUUUUUAUUAAUUUUUUUUUGAUGAUGUCAGAUUGGAAAAAAUGAAAAGCAAAAAAAAUUUAAAUGAAAAUGAAUCAAUGGAAAAAGCGAUGAAGAGAAGAAAUAAAAAAUGAAUGAUGGAGAUGAGUUGUGUAAAAAUGUAAAUUGAGAGAGAGGAAGGUUUUUGUAGGGAAUUUCUGUUGUACAAUUUCAUUUUUAUGAAAUUAUACAUGGGAAAUAAUGGUAAGUCAUCUUACAUUAUGUGCAUGCUUUUGUUGAUAUAAAUCCCACAAAAGCGAUGUGGAUCAAGCAGCGAAAAAACGAUGACAGCAUUCACGCUGGCAAAACGGUCUUAUCAGAUUUCGUAUUUGUAGAUCCACAGCGACAGAUUACUUUAAAUUCCAUUGAAACGUUCAACUUGUUGAACAACACGUGAUGAUACCAUCAAAUAUCAAUUUCCCUUGAAAAUGGUUGCAGUGAUUGAAAGACGCUCGGUUUGUGCAUUAUUUUACACACAAUUAAAUCCGAAGGUAAAUUGUGUGAACAAAUGAUUGGAACUACUUGGAAAACGUUCUUACGGUACUUCCGAAGUUGAUAAUCAAAGUUAAAUUGAGGAGAAAGAUUAUAUGCAGAAGUGAGAGAAGCGCUUCAAGUUGGUUAGAAAUUGCAACAGUGCUCAAUUUACCGUUGUUGAUUUUUUGAACCAUUGAUUUGCUUUAUUGAGUUUCCAAACAAGGAACUACAAUUUUAUUUUAUUUAAUAUAGCGAAUGUAUUCACUGUUUACGUCCUAGGUAAUACUCAGUAAAU
Messenger RNA from Bradysia coprophila, 2029 nucleotides. RefSeq lists its product as uncharacterized. Lineage: Eukaryota; Metazoa; Arthropoda; Insecta; Diptera; Sciaridae. The record is from RefSeq and is a predicted model, not a curated record.